This is a messenger RNA of Moneuplotes crassus, 1438 nucleotides long. The record is from the annotation of a GenBank genome assembly. Lineage: Eukaryota; Ciliophora; Spirotrichea; Euplotida; Euplotidae.
CUUUAUCAAAUAUUUAUCAAGAUGUCCAAACCAGAUAAGCAUCCCAUAUGACGAAGGAACCAGAAGCGGUUCAGACAGAUAACCAAUGCAGGAGCAAUGAAUCUACCCGAUUCAUUAAAGAAGAAAAUAAAGGAAUGGUACAGAACCUCGACGAUAGACUCUAACUCUGAAGAAAAGAGUGAGAGAAAGCAUAGCCCUACCGAACAGAAAUACAUCAGCAAGUUCAUGAAGAAGAUGUCAUUCAUCCCUGGCAAGAUUAGGAGCAAGAAAAAUAGGAAACUUACUGGAAUCAAAGAGCAAGUCUUACCAACAAGGGAGGGGAGAGAGAAAAAGAGGACUAUUCUAGCAGAUAAUAUUGACCUUUCUAAAGGUCUGAGUGACCUUAAAAUUCCUAGAUGUCCUGAUUUCGGGUACCCCUCUGAAGUUAGCUUUGAUGACAUUAUAAAGCCCAGUGACCAAAAAUAAUUACUGGAAGGUGAUGCUAGACUUGAUCUCUAAAUUCCCACAACUUGAGAGGCCUAAGAAUGUCCUAAAUGAGCUCAAGAAGAAGAAAGAAAUUGUUGAGAUUGAAAAUGCGAUAGUCACUAGCUUAACAAGGAAGGCCUACAGAAUUAGCAGGCUCAAGAACGCAGCUAGAAAUAUGAGAAUGAACUUGAAGAAGAGCAGAGAGAGUUUAAGGAACAAUAAGAUGAUUAACCUGGGGCUCCUCAAUCCUGAGGAGCCUCCAACAAGUGAUAAAGAUAUUUCUGAAGAAUCUUUAUCAGAGAGUUUGUCUCAGUCAAGAGAUGAUAUUCUUAACUGCACAACAUCUUUGGAGAUACCCUCCUUAGGUUACGAUAGAGAUGACUCGAGAAGACAGAUUGGGCUGAAAGAUACAAUGAACCCUCCUAAUUAUCCAAAUAUUGAAGGGAAAUAAGUCUCUCUUUGCUGGUGAAAAAUUUCGCAGCCAGAAAAGGAAGCUGAGUGUGCACAAACUUCAUAAAAUAUCGAGGCACUGUAGUUAUUUUUAAUUAAUCUGUAGCAAGCGAGAUUAAAAGAGGAUCCAAAAUAGCAGACGUUAAGACAGCCUUGAACUUUAUCAACAAUCUUGUAGACAAGACAGGGUUUAGAAAGCAUUAUAAUCUCAAUAAGGGUAGCCCGAGUCCUCGAAAGUCGGCACUUCAGAGUCCUAAUACCAACAUCUGGUUUCUACAUUCUAUGGAUGCUGGUGAAGGAUCUAAGAAGCGGAAUACAAGUUUUUCCGUGAUUAGGAACCCCAUAAAUAACCCCAAAAUCAAAUAGGUCCAUUCUUAGGACUCUAGAAGGCACUUUUGACAUUAAAUUUUAGAUAUUUUACGUAAGAUUGGGAAGAAGAAAUAUGACAAAUUGAGUGUCAAUGUUCUCAAGAAGCAUAAACAAUUUUGGAACAUUUCGAAAAUCAUUAGGUUGAUUAACCACU